CUUUGAUUCGUCGCUAUGUGGUGACGUAAGAGUUGCGUCACUGAACGAGGACAGCACAGUUUCCAGACUAGCUCUCCGGUUGACCUUGCUGCUUAGCGUUGACCGCCAACUGCACAGCACUCAGCAGAAAUACAUGACCGCCCUGAGUUUACCUGACAUGCCGCAGUUGUCAGUCGCGUCCGCGCCGGGUUUGGCCAGCUCGGGUUUCAGGUUAAACAAAGAGCACUUUCUGGUGGCUCUGCCGGUGGCUUUGGUCGCAGCAGCCGGAGGCUUUUUCUUCAGCCAGUACCUGAACAAGCGCAGCAGCAAAAAAGGCCAAGUCAACACGUUCAUCAACAAAGACAGCCCGAAAGUCGUCCACUGCUUCGACAUGGAGGACAUCGGCUCCAAAGCUGUGUACUGCCGCUGCUGGAAGUCAAAGAAGUUCCCGCUCUGCGACGGUUCGCACACAUCCCACAACGAGAAAACCGGAGACAACGUCGGACCUCUAAUCAUCAAAAAGAAGGACCCUUGAUCCAGCCCGCCACUGCGACCAUUUCAUGUUUGUGCAGCAGAGGACCAGGACAGCUCUGAUGCUGCCGGAACGACCCCGCCGAUAAUCGUCGUGAUUUUUUUAAUGCUCCCAAACGAAUCAAAUCAAAGACUCUGAGGGCCGGCUCCGUCACGGUGGCGUCUUCAACGCUUGUCGUCUGCGUGUCGUCGGCUGGCCUUUUGUGCGGAGCAGGUGGUGGAAACGUGAAACCCGCAGACCCGUCAGCCGCCUCGCCGUGAGCCUUAUAUGUAAAUCUGCUUCUAAACCCAUCUGAAUGUUUGGAAUGAUUUCCUCUGUCAUAAAACACUCGUCUGUAAGAAUUGCCAGGAACUCAAAGGUUAGAUUUAGCUUGUUGAGUUUGUUUUUUUUUUCUUUGUACUGGCUGCUGUUUGUUUCAACUUGUCUUAAUAAAAAGAAUUGAGAUCUGUGAA
This is a messenger RNA of Oryzias melastigma (Indian medaka), 963 nucleotides long. RefSeq lists its product as uncharacterized. Bases 134 to 514 code for a protein of 126 amino acids. The transcript has 3 exons. Gene Ontology annotation, molecular function: 2 iron, 2 sulfur cluster binding. Gene Ontology annotation, cellular component: mitochondrial outer membrane; intracellular membrane-bounded organelle. The record is from RefSeq and is a predicted model, not a curated record. Gene Ontology annotation, biological process: regulation of autophagy. NCBI's taxonomy places the organism in Eukaryota, Metazoa, Chordata, Actinopteri, Beloniformes, Adrianichthyidae.